CCCAAGCAGCAAGUUCUUCUCUCAGCUGUUGAGAGCUUGUUGCAAUGAGUUCUCAACCCUCAUUCCUUCUCUACCUUCCUACUGUUACUGAGCUGUAACCUGAGAUGUUUCAGGGCAGAUCUAAAGAAAGCUACCAGUGCCUUCCUUCUCUUUUCAAGCAUUUUCAGUCAUUUACCAGUCAGCUAACUGCACAGAAAAGCAGCCAAGAAUUACAGAAGUCAAACUAAAUUUGUCACCAGCCUUGCAUGACACCACUGGGAACAAGAUCAGGUCAAACACAGGGAUUUACUAUGCCCAAAGUGAAUCUGUAUAGCUUGUUACAUUAGCUUUAUUGAUGCUAAUGAAUUGUAUCCUGGUUGUAUAGAAAUGGGUGCAGGUCUGUCUCAUUGAUGUUCAGAGAACUAAAAAGGUGGAUUUCUAUUUUUGACCCAUCACUGGAAUACCUAGGAUUUAUUUUUAUGGACAGAAGGAUUAGCUGCAUUUUUGACAUCUAAGAAGUGCACAGGUUCCCCCUGUGUGGGCAUAAUCUGCACAAAAUAAGUCUUCUGCUAUGGAUCUAUCUAAAGGUUUAUUACUACUCUUUGUUUGCGGCUUCUAUCUCAGCAUGGGGACUGUUGCCACAGGGAACCAUAACAAGGCACAAAGCCAGACCACUGUCCAGCCAUCUGUCCCUCCCUCACCAGGACCCACGGAGUCACUGGAAGAUGAGGCAGAUAACCAAGAAAAUAUAUUGUCACAGUUGCUGGGUGACUAUGAUAAGGUGAAGGCUAUAUCUGAAGGAUCUAACUGCAAGUGCAAGUGUGUGGUGAAGCCUUUAAAAAGAGACUCAUGUCAGAGAGUGGAGAGCGGGAACACACAAGAAGACGAUUUCUAUACUGUUGAAACAAUCACGUCAGGACCAGAUUGUAAAUGCGCCUGUGUAGCUCCUCCAUCUGCUCUCAAUCCAUGUGAGGGAGAUUUCCGCUUGAAGAAGCUUAGAGAAACAGAGAACAAUGGCUUCAAGCUAUCUAACAUCAUAGAAAUGUUGGAGGGAGCAUUCUAUGGGCUGGAUCUUCUGAAACUGCACUCAGUGACUACUAAAAUUGUUGGGCGUGUUGAGAAACUCGAAGAGGUGGUGUCCAAAAAUCUCACCAAGGAGCAAGAACAAAUUAAAGACAGUGUAGAUGAGAUCCGGACAGAAAUACAGAAGGAAAAGGAGAACUGCACUAGAUGUGCGAAAGACAACUUGUCUGACAUUGGCAAGAUUCUGCAGAGAGAUGCGGCCGCUGCUUAUACUCGUACUGACGACAAAUAUGAAGAAAGAUUUAUUAAGGACGAGCAUAAGAAAGAUAUAAACUUAAAGCCAAGAGCUCCUGCCCCCCCUCAGCAAGUAAAGAGGAGGCCGCUGUCCCAUAGGCAAGUUCAGAUAAGGGCUAAGCCGGCUCCCAAGCCAUCUAUAAUCCGUGGUGUCACAUUCUACAAGGCCAAAGUCACAGAUGAUGAAAGCGACUUGGAAGAACAAGAUGAAUUUUUUAGUGGUGACAAUGCAAUCGAUAUGCUAAUAGAAGAUCAACUUAUAAAGCACAGAGCACAUUAUCCCAGCACCACUGAGGAACCUAUCCCAACGAGUGGACCUAUGACCUCAAACUAUGCAGAAGUGACAUCACCAACUGAGCUCUCCAAAUCAUUUUCAUCAUCUUCUGAGAACUCAGUACCUACCUAUACAUCAGAGGAUUUGCCAGUAACUACGGACCAAGGUACUACACCAUUAAUAACCACAGAGCAAGCCACAACUGCCCAGAUACCCACAACCACCACCACAGUGACCACAACAAAUGUAUUGACGACAGAAACUACUGAGGAACCAGAAGUACUUAUAGUAACAACUCGUGAGUCAACUACAACAGAAAAGAGAACUUCCGCAGCCACUACUGUAAGCCCGCUGCAAUCAGAACCUGUCACAGUAAGCGGUAAACCGCUAAAGCCCACUAUAGGAAAUCCUGAGGAUACAAAAGGAGAUGAAGAUGAUCUCCAAAAGGUUAUCGGACGAUGCAAAGAUACUCUGUCUACCAUAUCCGGACCCACAACUCACAAUACCUAUGGAAGAAAUGAAGGAGCUUGGAUGAAAGAUCCCCUGGCAAAAGAUGACAAAAUCUAUGUUACUAAUUACUACUAUGGCAAUACCCUGGUGGAGUUUCGGAACUUGGACAACUUUAAACAAGGACGUUGGAGCAAUUCUUACAAGCUCCCUUACAGUUGGAUUGGCACAGGUCAUGUUGUCUACAAUGGCUCUUUCUAUUACAACAGGGCAUUUACCCGCAACAUCAUUAAAUAUGACUUGAAGCAAAGAUACGUUGCAGCUUGGUCUAUGCUCCAUGAUGUGGUUUAUGAAGAGGCAACUCCGUGGAGGUGGAGAGGCCACUCAGACAUAGACUUUGCUGUGGAUGAGAACGGCUUGUGGGUCAUCUACCCAGCCAUUGAUGAUGAAAGCUUCCAGCAGGAAGUCAUUGUUCUGAGCAAGUUAAAUUCUAUAGACCUCACUAUACAGAAAGAAACAACAUGGCGGACAGGACUCAGGAAAGACUUUUAUGGUAAUUGCUUUGUCAUCUGUGGAGUCCUUUAUGCAGUGGACAGCUACAACAAAAAGAAUGCCAAUAUUUCCUAUGCCUUUGAUACUCAUACAAAUACUCAAAUUAUUCCAAGACUUCUUUUUGAGAAUGAAUACUCUUAUACUACACAGAUAGAUUACAAUCCAAAAGACCGUCUACUUUAUGCCUGGGAUAACGGACAUCAAGUCACCUACCAUGUGAUAUUUGCAUACUGAGGAACCAAACGACGAUAUACCAGCAACAUAAGGGGCAUUCCUAUGACUGUCUUUGUGGUUCUCAAGAGACAAAUGUUUCUCACCUGGUUGUUUGCACUCACGAAAGUCUAUUUUUUUUUCUUGUGAAAUCUUGCACAUUUAUAUUUAUCCUCUAGCUUAUCAUCUCUGCAAAUUGUGCAGUAAUAAUAGAACAUCGAUUUUAAAGAGUUAAUUUUGAUAUGUUGUUAUACAACUAUUUGCCGGUGCUAACACAAUAUAUAUAUAAUGAUCUCAUACAAUUAUAGUUAGAUAAUUCAGCACAAAUAAUGGUAAAGGUAUUUAAAAUUAAUGCUCUUUCAUUUUAAUAUUUUUUUUUAGAAAAUAUUAUGCUUACGAGUUAAUACUAGCUAGAAAAACUAUUGAAUCUGAAGAGGAAUGUCCUCUUUGUUUACAAAGGUUAGCCAAUUAAUUUCAAAAGUACUGUGCUAUUUUGCUUUAUUCGGUUAAACCAACACUUCAUAGCUUAGUAUUGUAAUACACAAACUAAAAAAUUCAAGGCUAUUCAACAGUAAGUAAUCAAUUUAUUAAAUACUGGGAGGACAUGAUUCGCUGUAGCUAAUCAUGUCCGUCCGGCAUCGCUAAAUGCCAACAGCAUGCUCUGUCGGCAUUUAACAUUCCACAAGCAUUUCUUGUGAAAUGCUUGUGCAAUGCCGCCCCUGCACAAUCGGCCGCUAGCAAAGGGUGUCAAUCAUACCAAUUGUAUCUGAUUGAGAGGAUUGCAGUGAGCCACCUAAAAGGUGGCAGAGAAGUUAAGGAGCAGGACAUUUUUUUUAAUUUGUUGACCAAUCAGAGUUUUACAAUAUAGAUUAUUUAGCAGCUAUAGUAUAUUUUCAAAUGUGGUAUAUAGUCAGUAGGGAUGGGUGAAUGUGCUGUAAGUGUAAUUAAUUUGGCAGAACGAAUAGUCCUGUGGACAUUCGUUUUGGACAAUCGAAUGUUGAAAAGAAUGAAAAUCCAUUAAAAAUUGGUAAUCGAAUGUUAUUUCUGAUUUUUGAAUGUUACUUUAAUUUUUGAAUGAUCAUAAUUAGAUUGAAUAUCCACAUUCGAAAUAUCAAAUGUAAUAUUCGAUUUAACAAAUACUAUUUAAAAGUUCAAUAUUCAUUUGCUAGUAAGUAGAUCCAUAAUAGAUACAAAUAUAUCAAUUUGAAUGUUUCUAUUUUGAAUAUUGCAUAAUUAGAAUAUUACACUUAAAGAAAGCAUUAGAAAUUCUAUUAAAUUAAACAAAUGUUAGAAUGUUGUCCAAACAUUCAAAAUGAAUUAACGUAUUAAAAUUCUUUCAUUUUUCGAAUGUUUCAAAGCAUUUGCCCAUCCCUAGUAGUCAAACAACUUGAAGCUAUAGGAACAACAAGAUACACAUUUAAGAUGAUGUAAUUUUCAUACUACAAAUAGAAAGUAAUUAAAUACAAAAAGGCAUUCAAACAUGGUAUAAACAAAUUAAAGGGACAUUGUAGAUGUAUUCUUUUCUUUGCUGCAUUUAAAAGAGGGCAUUUCAAAAUGUAUUUCAGCAUUUUGUUUAUUUGUUGGGUUUUUUUGUUUUUUUAAACUCAUAUUUCUGUCCUGAGUGAAGCAUCUGUUUCUUGUCAUACUUGCAGAGACGUGUCCUCCCUCUCCACCACUAAAAACGAGGCAGUAUCUAGGUGCGGAUACUUGCCUAGAUUGGCUUAUUUUCUAUACAAUAAUCUAUUAUGAAAUGGAGGAUUUUAAUCUUAUGCUUUUAUCUCAAACAUAACUCAAAUGAGUAUUGCUUUUUCUCUGGAAAUAAGCUUCACCAAACAGCAACAAAACCCUAUCUUUUGCUGAUGAGAGUCUAAAAAACUCGACACAUCUGUUCAGAAGUGUUUUUGCUGCACCCACCCCAAAAAGAGGAAUUGCUGUGGUUGAAACACAGUACUGGAAGCAUGAUAUAUUUUAUAUCUAAUUUGCAUAUGUUACCCAGAGUUCUCUGGUGCAUUGUUAACAAUGCUUACAGAAUACUUCUGGGGAAAAGCAAGCGGGAUACUUGCCUAGAAUUUUCUAUACAAAAUUUCUUUGAAUGUAUAUAUAUGUGUGUGUAUAUAUAUAUAUAUAUAUAUAUAUAUAUAUAUAUAUAUAUAUAUAUAUAUAUAUAUAUAUGUUAAAAUGUACAAAUGCCACUCUUUCAUAUGCAUGAUAGAAAUGUUUUGAGUAAAAUGUCCCAUUAAAUAAAUGCAACACUAUGGGGCCGAUUUAUUAAAUGUCUAUCCGACAUGGUCCACUGUCAGCAUUUAGCAUUGCACAAGCAGUUCUGGUGAACUGCUUGUGCAAUUCCGCCCCCUGCUAGUGGACGAUUGGCCGCAAAUCUGCAGGGGGCGGCUGUCAAUCAGCCCUAUCGUAUGAGAUUGGGCGGAUUGAUGUCCGCAGCCUCAGAGGAGGCAGACCAGUGAAGGAACAGCGGUUUUAAGACUUACUUGAAAACAGGGGUAUCAGGGGUCAUUCAGCCCUUGAUAAAUCGGCCCCUAUGACUUUUUAGGUCACUUGCACAUAAACUGUGAUUAAUAAAACAAAUACUAGACUGUUAGCUGUACCCAUUUUCAUACUGAAAUUUUAGACCAGAAACUGAGUUGCUGAUUUUUUUACACCCACCUACAAUGUCUUUGGAUCACAGAAGACAACAAUGCCAUGUCUUUGUCAAUAUGAUUAUUUUAUUUUUAGGCAUGCUGUGACAAAUACCAAAUAAUUACCCAUCCUAUGGUUACAGUCAAAAUAAUGAAUUUGCUAAAAGGGACGACAUGCCUAAGUAAAGGCAAGAUUUAAUCAGUUAUAAAAGAACCUCACAUAAAGCAAAAUAGCAUAUACCAAAUUAAUAUAUUGUAUAUAGGUAUCAAAAGAUUGAUCUUAAUUAUUUUGAGCAUUGUAGAGUUUCCUAUUAUACAUUUACCUCAAUUAAAAGGACAUAUUACUCAUAUUGUAAAUCACUUGAAAGUAAUGCAGCAUAACUGUAAAAAGCUGAUUAAAAUUUCACCUGAGCAUCUUUAUGUUAAAAAGGAAAAUAUUUUACCUCAAAAUGUCCUCUAGUAAGUGCUCUGUGAACAGUUAUACUUCAGCUAAUGUCCAGCUGCAAAUUGGAAAAAAAAAAUCAAUAGCCAAUCAGCAUCAGCAGUGCUGGUGUCAUGCAAUGUUUUGCUGUGAUCUCAUGAGCUUUCACUGAAACUUCCUUAAACUUAAUAUGGAAAUAACACGACUGUACCUGCACAUGCAAGAUGCACGAUACCUUGUAAGUCCUGGGACUAGUAUCCUGAUUGGUUGCUUAAUGUCCCUUUACAAUGGGUUGUGAAUAUUUAGGAAACUUUGCGGUAAAUAUCUUCCUUUUUUACAUAGAGAUGUUCAGGUGAUAUUUUCUAGUCAGCUUUUUACAGCUAUGCUGCAUCACUUUUAAGUGUUUCAUUAUUUGAGAAUAAUGCCCCUUUAAAUUAAGGGAAGGUUGCUGAUCAGGUUUUGCAUAGUAUUUGUGAAACAUUUAUGACGAGAGAAAUACGUAAAGCUAACAAAUAUUGCUGGCUAAAGUGGUCACUCACCUAGUGCCCAAUGAUAAAAACUUUACCAGAUCAGACUUGGGAAACCAAGUUGACACUUGCACUUCCUGUGUGUUGCAAGAUGCCUCCCAAAUAAAUCUAGUUAGUUAAAAGGAAAACUUCACUGGGGAGAGCAAAAUAAGCAGAGGCACGCUUUAAAAAUUAAAAACUACAGCCAAUACGAAUCAGAUAACUCUGCUUUCAGAAUAUAGUAUCUUAACAUUGCCUCUAUCUUCAAAUGCAUGUGUUUUUAUGAGGGUAAUAAGUGUUUUGCAUAUUUUGAUACCUUUCAGUUUGCGGGAACAAAUCUAUAUUGAGAAAAUAUUUUGAGAAUGCACCAGACCUCGCAGAGAAAUUUCAGCUACUCCCAGGGAACGCUCCUGUUCAGCCCACAAGCAGAGCUAAUGGCACAUAAUAAGCUUUGAAUUUUAUAUUAUAAAUACCAAUUUCACAUAAUUUUUUUUUGCUUGCGCAGCAUCAUUUUUAUUCCAAUUUCUACUGUGCACCUUAAAUUGUUUUUUCCUGCGUAAUUUCUAUAAGAAUUUUAAGUUUUCCAUAAUAUAUAUAUAUAUUUCUGCAGAACAAUUUUGGUUUGAUUUUUAAUUUGAUUAAACAAUACAAUUUUUUUUGCGUAUUUUAAAUUACAAUUUUUUGUGAGCCCUAAUGUAAUGUAUGUAUUGCCUUCAUAUAUUUAAAGGCACAGACUACUCUAGACCAGAGGUCUCAAAGUACCAGCCCUGAGGCCAUAUGCGGCCGUCAAGAUAGUUCCAUCUGGCCCUCCCUUGUUUAAAGGGUAAACCAUUAUCUUGGUCUGUCAGUUUUUUUUUAGGGUUUUAAGAGGUGUAACUAGUUGAUGUUCUAUAUAGGCACUCACAAGAUAAACAUAAAGGCAAGUGUCCAGUGUAGACUCCCACCAUGCACUGCUUGGAUAAAUGUCAAUUUCUACAUUGUUAUUCAGUCCCAGAAUGAUCACUUUACUUGGCACUCACAAGAUAAAUAUAGACAACUACGUAUGUCUAUUGAGGGCUACAACUCUCACCAUGCACUACUACUUGGGUAAAUGUCCCUUAUAUUUCUUAGUAUAUCCAGUUCUGGAGCACUUACUCAGUUCAAGUAGCCCCCAUGGGAGAAGAACACUUAGCAAGUGGCCUCCAGAUAUAUUGAGCUUGAUAGCCCUGGUCUAGACCAAGGGGCUUAUCUAUCAAGCUCCGAAUGGAGCUUGACGCCCCGUGUUUCUGGCGAGCCUGCAGUCUCGCCAGAAACAGCAGUUAUGAAGCAGCAGUCUAAAUCCAUAACCCUAUCCUGAGCAGGCGGACAGACAUCGCAGGAAUUCAACCCGAUCGAGUAUGAUCGGGUUGAUUGGCACCCCCCUGCUGGAGGCCGAUUGGCCGCGAGUCUGCAGGGGGCAGCGUUGCACCAGUAGCUCUUGUGAGCUGCUUGUGUAAUGCUGAAUACAGAGAACGUAUUGCUCUCCGCAUUCAGCAAUGUCUGCCGGACCUGAUCCGCACUGUCGGAUCAGGUCCGACAGAUAUAUGAUAAAUAGGCCUCCAAAUAUGUAUUCUUUAUUACUUAUUGUUACAUACCAUUCAAGCAUCUUGUAACGGGUUCCACAUCUUUAAGUUUGUAAGAAGUCAAGAAACUUUUAAAUAAUCAUUGUUUGCUAAAAGCCUAAAAUGGUCACCAGCCCACAGCUUUCUUCUUGUCCAGUUAGCUGUUUUCUUGAAUGACAGUUUAGCAGUGAACGUUUAAUAUUUUUCAGUUAGCUAUUUCAUUUUGCACAUGUACAAAUCAGCAAAUGUGAGUAGGAAAACUUAUUGUUGAAUUGAGUUGAAUUUGAUUGGAGAUACUUAACAUUCCAAAAUAGGUGGGCGGAGCUUGGCAACCAUUUUUGGCUUCUAACAAACAAUGAAUAUUUAAAUGUUUCAUGUACUUCUUACAAGCUUAUAGAUGUGGGACCAGUUGCAGGAUGCUUCUCUGGUAUAUAACAAUAAGUAAUCAAAAUUAUGUAUUGGGUCUAGACUGUCCCUUUAAAUGCAGGGAAUGCCCCUUUGUGAGAAAGAAUUGCUCUCUCAGGCUUCAUAGUACUGGUAAGAUUUCUUAGAGAAUCUCACAAGCCCUGAGACUUAGAUCAUCAGGCAUCUAGUAUAUACCUCAGACUCUUACAUACCCUAAAAAAAUAUUGUUUGUCUAGGUGUGUGGUUAAACUGAUUAACUUGAAGUUUUGCUUGAUUCAAGUGUCUUUAAAUGAACAAAAACAUUAUCAUGAAAGCAUACCAUCCAGCAGUUUUGGCUAUGUAUUAGGGACUCAGGAGAGUAAGUUGAGUACAUAAUUUGUUGAUAUACAUAGAUCUAAUGUAAUAUAUAUAUAUAUAUAUAUAUAUAUAUAUAUAUAUAUAUAUAUAUAUAUAUAUAUAUAUAUAUAUUGAAGUUGCUGUAUUAGUCCAGUAGUUUAAUUUCAAAAGAUAGUAAUGUCUUUUUGUAUGUUUAGUAUGUAAUGUUAGUCCAUUAAAAAAUGUAUUACUGCUUACUGCAAUACCCUUGUUAUUCUGAUAUACUGUAUAUAUAUAUAUAAACAUUGGAAUCAUAAUUUGUCAAUAAUUGGACAUUACUUUAAGACAAAGUAUUUAUGGAAAAUUCCAAACACACCCGGACAACACAAUUAUAUUCUUUCAAAAGUUUAGCACUUUAAACUAUAGCUUGAUCCUUAGCAAGGGAUUUGCUAUAUUACCCCCAUAUUACAAAUCAUUCUUAUUUUAACCAAGUGCAAUAUAUCAGUGCUUCUCAACUCCAGUCCAUUAACAAAAACAGUAAUAACUUUUACUAGAAGCAUUUUUGAUAAUAGAACUAUAUUGCAAAAAUGUUUCUAUAUAAAAUUUAAAUGCAUCCCUUUAACCAUUAAACAGAUUAUAUAAACUUUCUUUUUUGUGAAAAAUCUAUUUUAGGAAUUAAAAAUAUUACUCUUAUGUGAUUUUUGUUAUGACUAAAGUAUAGAAUGAACUGUACUUGUAAUCCUAAAAUAUAUUGGCCUAGCUUAAUAGAGUGCAAAAAUAUUAGCGCUAUUGAGAGCUAACAGCACUCAAAUAAAAUCAGGUGUUCUCGUAUUCCUGCUCUUGUAUUAUAAAUUGAAUAGGUCAAUCUCGCUAACUCCCUUUCCCAAAGACUUCUAUGGGCCGUGCUACAAAAGUCUCUUCACUUGUGCAAUAACCGGCCAGGAAGUGAUAGGACAACUGUGAUAAUACCGAAGGUGUGUUAAGAGAUACUUGAAUAUAAAUAUAUCUAUAUAAAAAUAUAUAGAUAUUGUGUAUAUACAGUAUAUGGAAUUAAAAAUACAAAGAUUUUUUUUUCAUUUAUUUCAAGUAUUUCUAUUUAAAAAAGGGAUAUCUUAUAUGUCAAUGUACUUGUUUGGAAAGGGCUCAAAGGUGUAUGCAUGUGUGUAUAUAUAUAUAUAUAUAUAUUCAUAUAUGUGUGUGUAUAUAUAUAUAUAUAUACAGUAUAUAUAUAUAUAUAUAUAUAUAUAUAUAUAUAUAUAUAUAUAUAUAUAUAUUUAUAUGUGUGUAUAUGUUUGUGUGUGUGGGCAUAUAUGUGUUUGUGUGUUAAUAUGUUUGUAUGUGUGCACAUACAUAUGUGUGUAUAUAUAUAUAUAUAUAUAUAUAUAUACACACACACACACAUACAAAUAUACACACACACGCAGCCCUUUGAGCCCUUCCCAGUUAAACAACUUAAAAUAUACCAUAUCGCUUUAAAAAACUUUAAAAAACACCAGACUGCGCACUAAGCUCAGAGAGGUCUAGCGAUAUUGCACCCUGUGCUAUCAAUAGGGCUCCACUUGUAAUCUAGGCCAUAUACAGAGAAUCCAAGCAGAAGAUCGUAUUCCAAAGAACAUUAAUUUAAAGUUAUAUUUAUACAUAUACACAGUACAAAUGAGCAAUUUAGCAUUGCUUUACAAAAUAUCUGCAUACGGUAUAAAUGUUUUAAAACAUUUUAAAACUGUAAUUUUGUUAGCAAAAUUUGUGUUUUGUAGUUCAGGGAUACACACUUCAAAAAGUCUACUGAGUAUGCUAUCCUACAUUUUCGAUGGCCAAAAGGGAAUAGAUGUAAAUGAGUGUCUGCACUUAUCAAGCAAUCACUGUGUAGCAUAUUGCAGUGUUAGUGUUCUGGAUUUCCAGCCUCUCUUGGUACAGCGGGGAAAAAAUGUCGAGCCACUCAGAAAUAAAUUACAAGAAAAGUGAUGAAAGUUUAUUACAAAGUUGUUUUUUACUAUAACUGUGAUUUUAUGAACGGUUCCCUUUAAACUUCCAAAUUCCUUUUAAAAUCAAGAGAUUAAUCAUUGGUUUAGUUGUAUUAAUUGUUGUUUUAGUCUCAUUAACCAUUGGCUCAGUCUUGUUAAACAUUGGUUCAGUUCUACUAAUUAUUGUCUCAGUCUUAUUCAUUAUUGGAUCUUUCUUACGCAUUAUUGGCUCAGUCAUAUUAAACAUUGGUUCACUUUUAUAGACUGAAAUAUCUAUGUCUGAGUUGCAAUAUUCUAAUUUUGGUUUUACAUUAUAAGGUUUGGAUUUCUUUCAUUUAUACAGAACAGAAGAAUUGGUACAUUUCACAAUAAUAAAAAUGCUAUUAUUUACUUGGUCAGUAGAUGGCCAUUAGGUUUCUGAUAUAGUUUUUUUUUAAAGAUUUUUAAAAAAUCAAUUUUUUUAAAAAAAAAGGAGGGCAGACAUUUUUGUAGAACACUCUAUACUUAAAGGAACAUUCUAAGGCAAAAAUGAUAUUCUCUAAUUUGUUAUAGCUUGUGAUUUUUGCAUGACUUAUUAUAUCUCACUAUGGGCUUCAUGUACGAAGCAACGGAAGCUGCUCUGGAGCUCCUGCGGGGCAGGUUCGCACAUGAGGUCACUAGACCGCUGCUUCUUACACUCUUCCCCACCUCUGAGGUGGCGACGAGAAAUCACAGAGAGCUUGCUCGCUCUUGGUGAUUGACAGUCCCUUCUCUCACGUGAUUGGUUUCACGAGUGAAGGGACGGGCAUUACACACUCAUUGGAGUGUGUAAUGCUGCAUACAGGUCAGCGGACGAACAGAUCCGCUGCCUGUAUGCGGUGAAGGUGUGCGGAUAGCUUCUCAAGUUUAGAAGCUGUCCACACGCCUUUUGAUGCGUGGGGUCUAUGUAUUUAACUCCCUGUGAAGGGAAUAAAUACAUAGGUAAGGUGCUGCUCAGCAGCCUCAAGUGUGGCAGCUUUCAAGCAGAAAAUGUCUGGUGAUCUAUGCCUAUAGGGACUUUACCUAUGUGUUUAAACCCUUUGCACAGGUUAACACAUUGUUAGGGUUAGUAACCCAAACAUAACAUAACAAAUGUGAGCAUUUAGUUUUUGUAAUAGAAUGUUCCUUUUAUAAAACAGCAGCAUCAAUAGCAAGACAUACUGAAAAUCUGCCAUUUUAUACAGUUGAUUAUCUCAGGAUGCUGGUGAGUAAACUGCAAGAACACUUGACAGAGGGCCUUUUCUCAAUUUGGCAGUCUGCAAACAACCAAUAGCCAUUUGUAAUAUCCAAGGGAUAGAUUCAUUGGCUGCUGACCAUUUCUUAAAAUAUCACAACCCAUUCUGAAAUGAUGGCAUCAGAAAGGGGUCAGAAAAAUAAUGGAUGUUUCCCAAGUGUCGUUAGCACUUUUGUUUUUACUGUUGAUUUUGUACAAAUUUCAGAACAAAUGUAUUUUCUUUAUAUUCCUUUGCAGAUUGUAGAUCAAUCUGUCUUGUUGCUUUUAUUGUAAAUUGUAUGUAAUCUGCUUCUAUAAAAAGUGACUUUGUAUUGUU
Messenger RNA from Bombina bombina (fire-bellied toad), 12168 nucleotides. RefSeq names its product olfactomedin like 2B (gene OLFML2B). Gene Ontology annotation, biological process: signal transduction. The transcript has 8 exons. The record is from RefSeq and is a predicted model, not a curated record. Bases 551 to 2803 code for a protein of 750 amino acids. NCBI's taxonomy places the organism in Eukaryota, Metazoa, Chordata, Amphibia, Anura, Bombinatoridae.